AUGUCUACUACCUCCAAUGCGAUACCCACGCUCAUCAACCAGGAGACGACGACGAUAACGUUUUGCACAUUCGGAACUGCAGCGGCCGCAGCAGUGACGAGGACCACCACUGAAACCUUCACUGACUGGAGUGGAAACGAUGGUCCCAAGCUAGGCUAUUCUCCCAAUGUUCUAGUCAGCCAAGUUGAGGCUUUUGUGGACAAUUGUACACGUUAUUCAGAUUGUGAGGUGACCGUUUACCCGAACCCAGACAUCUCUGGGAAUGGGUACUUCGAGAUAGACUACGGGCCAGCAGGACACUACGAUCUAUUCGAGUAUCCGCCAUAA
This is a messenger RNA of Colletotrichum tamarilloi, 327 nucleotides long. RefSeq lists its product as uncharacterized. The coding region runs from base 1 to 327 and encodes 108 amino acids. The transcript is spliced from 2 exons. NCBI's taxonomy places the organism in Eukaryota, Fungi, Ascomycota, Sordariomycetes, Glomerellales, Glomerellaceae. The record is from RefSeq and is a predicted model, not a curated record.